AUGACACGGACUCAAUACCUUUGGGCCGGUAGGCAAACUCCCAGCCACUGUGCUACCGACCCAUACAUGUGUCUAGCACCAUAUGCCUCGAGUGCUGAAACCUCAGGUAUUUCGCUUCUUGGUAUACCCAUGGAUUUUUACUUGUAUGGUGAAAUGAGUAGUCUCGUCAGCAUUGGAAUGGCCAUGGGCUGCAUAUAUGCCCUGCUGCUACUUGUUCCCCUUAUGUACCCACUUCGUCUCUUGAGCCUGUACGAAUACCUGGAGCUGAGGUUCCAGUCCCGAUCACUGAGGCUGCUUGCUCUCCUGAUUGGAAUGCUUCAAACGUUGGGUUACAUGGCAAUAGCUCUUCUCUCGCCCGCACUGGCACUACAGGCUGGUGUAGGGUUACCAGUGUGGUUGUCUGUUGGUGUCAUUGGACUUAUUGGUACACUGUACACAGCAAUCGGAGGUAUCAAGAGCGUGGUGUGGACUGAUGCAUUCCAAUGUUUCGUUACUCUUGGUGGAAUGUUGACAAUUAUCAUACGAGGUUUCUCGGUGGUCAGGGGAGGAAACGCAGUCUUCAAGAUCAUACAGGAAAGUGGGAGAACAUCGUAUUCGAAAAUCAGCUUGGAUCCACGAGUGAAACUGACAUGGUGGGGGACCACGAUUGGGUUCAGUUUCUAUUG
Molecule: messenger RNA, 665 nt
Organism: Candidula unifasciata
Lineage: Eukaryota; Metazoa; Mollusca; Gastropoda; Stylommatophora; Geomitridae
Source: the annotation of a GenBank genome assembly